UAUUUAUAUUGAAUUGAAUUUGGUGUUCGACACUAGCAACAAAGCUUUGCCUCCCUAUAAAACAACAAUACACGCGUCAGUUUCCUAUAUGGACCCACCAACCUGGCGCGUUUUAGCCCCAACCAACACCCAUCUCUGCUUAUCUGGCGCCCAUUCUAAUACUUGAUGCGCACUACGCCCCCCUCACUGUGCCUCUACGGCAGCCACUCAGGACUCAUUUUCGAGCUCCGUUUCCGCCGACACUCAAAAUUCUCUAAUUCCGCCGUCGUUUCACUGGAAUUCUCUAUAAUUUCAUUUGAAUUCUAUUGAAUCUGAUUCUUUUUGAGCUCGUUGAUACUGUUUUGCUGAAAUUGUGCGUUUUUUUCAGCAUAGAUUUCGUUGAUUUCUAUUGAAUCUGAUACGUUUGAGUUGCUGAAGUUGUUGAGCACGUUGAUACGGUUGCUGAAAAUUGUGCAUUUUGUUGAGCGUGGAUUUCGUUUUGAAUUUUAUCGAAUCUGAUAAGUGGAGUAGCUGAAGCUGUUUAGCACGUUGAUACUUGCUGAAAUUGUGCAUUUUUUUCAGCGUAGAUUUCAUUUUGAGUUCUAUUGAAUCUGAUACGUGGAGUAGCGGAAGCUGUUGAGCACGUUACUAUAUUGAAUUAUAUUGAAUUUGAUACGUGGAGUAGCUAAAGCUGUUGAGCACGUUGAUACUGUUGCUGAAAUUAUGCAUUUAUUUCAGCAUAGGUUUUAUUCUGAAUUCUAUUGAAUCUGAUACGUUUGAGUAACUGAAGCUGUUGAGCACGUUAAUACUAUUGCUGAACUUGUGCUUUUUGGGGCAUAUAUUUCGUUUUUAUUUUUUUACCAAAUCAGGCAGAUUUGAUUAGGAGAAGAGGUUCUAUUAGUAUAUCUAGGGUUUCAGUGUGUAAUCAGUUGUCCUGCGGCGAAGUUUCGGUUCAAAUUGAAUCAUCUGCACUGGUAUGAUCUUCUGCACUGUUGGUUUUUCGUGCAUUUCGGGGUUUUUUGUUGAUUUAUUGUGUGAACAAAGUGGAAAAUUGCGUGUAAGUUGAUGUAAUAGGGAAGUUUCGCCACCUAAUCGAUGGCAUCGAUCCGGAGAACUUUGUCACCGAGUAACGAACGGCAUUAUCAGAAUGGAAAUCAAUAUUCAGUUCAAUCGCCAUCUCAUAAGCUUAUUAUUAAUGGCAAAAGCUCGCCGUUACUGUAUUCGCGGAAAAAUAAUAUAUCCAGGAAGAAGUUGUUCUAUAGGUGUUUGAUAUUUUUCGUGCUAGGGCUUGUAUUAGGUAUGGCACCAUUUGGUGGUUUUGAUGAUGCAAGGAGCCGUGAUUUUUCAUUUGAGAUCAAGGCACCGGUGGUGAAUGUUAAUGAGGAGAUGAAAGCUGUGGUAAUCCCGAGAGUUGAGAAUGUUGUGGUGAACUCAGUUAAGUUACCAGGUUUGGAGGAUGAAGUGAAGGGAAAGUUUGAUUAUGUACCGAGGAAACUGUUGAUUGUGGUGACUCCGACUUAUAAUAGGGCACUUCAAGCUUACUAUCUGAAUAGAUUGAGCGGGGCGUUGAAGCUCGUGAAAUCACCUUUGUUGUGGAUUGUGGUUGAGAUGAAUGUGGCAUCUGCAGAAACUGCAGACAUUUUGAGGAAAACAGGGGUUAUGUAUCGGCAUCUGGUGUGUUCCAAGAACAUGACAGAUAUAAAAGACCGCGGGGUGCACCAGAGGAAUGUUGCAUUGGAGCAUAUUGCACAUCAUAGACUCGAUGGAAUUGUUUACUUUGCAGAUGAUGAUAAUAUCUACUCACUUGAGUUGUUUGAGAGCAUUAGAUCGAUCAACCGUUUUGGCACUUGGCCUGUUGCUAUGCUAGCACAAAGCAAAAGCAAAGCAAUACUUGAGGGGCCUGUGUGCAAUGGAAGUCGAGUUAUUGGGUGGCACACUAAUGAGAAGAGUAAGCAACUUAGAAGAUUUCACGUUGAUAUGUCUGGCUUUGCCUUCAAUAGCACCAUAUUAUGGGAUCCAAAAAAAUGGCACCGACCAACUUCAGAUCCCAUUCAACAGUUGGACAAUGUGAAGGAGGGUUUCCAGGAGACCACUUUCAUAGAACAAAUUGUUGAAGACGAAAGCCAAAUGGAGGCUGUCCCUCCUGGUUGCUCAAGGGUAUUGACUUGGCACCUUCACCUGGAAGCUCGUGGACUUAUCUAUCCGAGAGGCUGGCUACUUCAAAAGAACCUUGAUGCCGUUUUCUUUUCCACAUGAGAAACACAAGCAAGGUGCAGAGACUCUAAAUGGCGUCCAUGAAGGAGGCCUGUGCCAGUUCCAAUAGGAAGCUAUCGUUUUCAAGCUGAUCAGGGAAUUACUAGAUUGUCGAAGUUGAAGCAGCAAUGGAUGCCUUAAAUGACAGGAUAGCUAUAAAGAAAAGAGUGAUUGAUUUUCUUUUUGACUUUCUCGAAAAUAUAUGCUUUGAUCGCAUCAGAACUCGUUUUGUUGUGGAGGUUUGCUGCUUUUCCCGAGGUGAGGGGUGUGGUUUCUUCAAUCACCAAAGGUGGAAUGUGUGCAUGCUGUAGAAUGGAAUGGUUGUGAAUUAUCCUCCUCUGAAGCAGGAAGCAAGUGAUGCUUAGUUCAAAUUGUAGUCUUUUACAAUUGUGUUCUGAUGGAAUAGUUAUUAUACAACAUUUGCUACAAAAAUUUUCAAAAUAGGUACAGUGGUCCAUCUUUUUCCCCUUCUUGAUGUGCAAAAGGUUGUUACGGCAGAGGUUUUGCAAAUUAAAUUUAAGCUGUUGAGUUUUACUUAUGCAGAUUUUCUUA
Molecule: messenger RNA, 2784 nt
Organism: Capsicum annuum
Lineage: Eukaryota; Viridiplantae; Streptophyta; Magnoliopsida; Solanales; Solanaceae
Product: probable beta-1,4-xylosyltransferase IRX9H
Exons: 4
Coding region: 1075-2235 (386 amino acids)
Biological process (GO): glucuronoxylan biosynthetic process; plant-type secondary cell wall biogenesis
Cellular component (GO): Golgi membrane
Molecular function (GO): xylosyltransferase activity; galactosylgalactosylxylosylprotein 3-beta-glucuronosyltransferase activity
Source: RefSeq, a predicted model, not a curated record